Molecule: messenger RNA, 1605 nt
Organism: Bactrocera dorsalis (oriental fruit fly)
Lineage: Eukaryota; Metazoa; Arthropoda; Insecta; Diptera; Tephritidae
Exons: 3
Coding region: 227-547 (106 amino acids)
Source: RefSeq, a predicted model, not a curated record
AUAAAGUAAAGUUAUAAAAUAUGGUGGUGGGCAUAUUUCAUAUGAACCAGAGUAUGGUUUAUAUAUAUAUAUUCAUAUAUUUUAAGACGUGUUUUGAAAUGUUGAGAUUUGUAAAAUUAUGACGACAUGGAAUUAAAAUAAUAAUACUUGAGCUACCGUUUGCUGUAUUUACAGAAAAAGUAUUAUAAAUUGCAAGAAAUUGAUUCAACUAAUUUAAACUGUAAUUAUGUUUAAUCAGGAUAAAAAUGGUCAAAAUAAUUUAAUGAAAAUGUCCAACAUACAUAUUUCUUGCGAAUACCCUUCUGGAAAAAGCAAAUUCUUCGAGAACAAGCGUGUCUCGUUUAUAAGAACCACUGGUAUUACAAAUAAUGUUAAUACCCCUAAAGAAAUAAUAUCUAUCAACAAUAAGCGGAUAUUUCCACCAAUAAUUCCUACGCCGAAUGCCAAUAAUAAUUUUGAGAAUGUGGCUUUAGGAGCAGUAAAUGAUAAAGGUAGUUUUGGAGGCUUUCGAAAGCAAUUCAGUGGACGAUUCAAACGGUGGCUUUAGGAGCAGUAAAUGAUAAAGGUAGUUUUGGAGGCUUUCGAAAGCAAUUCAGUGGACGAUUCAAACGGUUCGUUUCGAAACAACCGAAAGCACAUAAUUCAUCCAUUCCCCCCGAACUCAAACCACAAUUAAAAGCUAUAUACGUAUAUUAGGAAUCUCGGAGCGAACUGAAGAUGUCAUACUCUAAAACUUAACUGUCAUAUAUAAAUUUGAUUCGAUAAUACUUAAGGAAUAAAACAAGUGUUGUUUUUCUCUUAAUUACAUUCUUCAGUUGUGCAACUAAAAUAUGAAUAUGUAAUAAAGACCUAUAAUUCUUCUUUUCAAGCAAACAAAAAAAAUACUAAAAUUCAAACUAAAAUAGCUUAUUAAUGGUUAACUAAAGACAACAACUGAUUUGUUUUGUGGCUAAUUGUAAUUCUGUGCUAUAUGUUUUAAUUUUUUAGUUUAUAUCUUCAAAUAUUUCUUUUCUCAAUUGUUGUAUGCAGUCCUUCUUAUUACUACUUCUUAGAUCGUUGCUACUAGCCCAACAUUUUUUGUUUUGUUGCCUCACUUUUCAUAUGAACGUAUGUGAAGUUUCAUAUCAAUCUGUCAUAUCCAGCGUUUGUAAAACUACGCUACUCCCGUAGCAUUUCAUUUUGCUAUCGCUAUCGCUACCGACCUCUCUUUGUCGGGAGCCACAGCAGAGCCAUAGCAUAACAUGUAUCAUUAAAGUAUGUGCUCUGCUCUUCUCCGAGUUUUGAUAGGUAAAAAACUACAGUUGAAGCGAGAGCAAAAAGUGACUUGCUGUGCUCUGCGGCGUAGCGGUAGCAAAAAAUUGGGAGCGGUAGUAGAGCAGAGCUAAUAAAAGUUUUUAUUUGCUACCGCUCCGCAUGUGUUUGUUGUUUGUUGUUUUUUCUUUUUUGCUAUUUUCUGUCUUAAUAUUUGAAUUAAUUGAAAAAUUCAACCAAAAAAAUGUUAUGCGAAAUAUUUUGGCACUUGUUGCGUCAAGUGACUUUAUAAAUCUAAAAUCAAAUAUUUUAAGAAAUAAAUUAAUAAAGUGAAUUAGAUAAUAAUUGAAUAAA